Symsagittifera roscoffensis is the source of this 2093-nucleotide messenger RNA. RefSeq names its product UDP-glucuronosyltransferase 2B2-like. Gene Ontology annotation, molecular function: UDP-glycosyltransferase activity. NCBI's taxonomy places the organism in Eukaryota, Metazoa, Xenacoelomorpha, Acoela, Convolutidae. The coding region runs from base 348 to 1823 and encodes 491 amino acids. The transcript has a single exon. The record is from RefSeq and is a predicted model, not a curated record.
UCAGUUUGUCUAUCUAUUUUGUAAAUAUACAAGCUGAAUUCUCAAUUCAACCACCGUACAGCAAAUUAUGCAACAACACUUUUAUUAUAAAAUACAAUUCUGCUUGAUAGCUUGCAUUUUUACCACCACAUAUAGUUUUAUUUUGAACACUUUCUGAAAAACAUCUAUGAAAAAUAAUUCAUUUAUGACUAACGGAAUGUUAAAUUUACUUGAAAUUAAGUCCAAUUUUACGACUUCUAAUUGUUUUUUUCUACAAGAAACGAACGAACCAAAAGUGAAACGAAGUUUCGUGAAAUUUUUACCAUAAAAUAAUAAUAUCGCCAGUUUCGAAAAUUCCAUGAUCAGUCAUGAAGAAUUGUGUAAUUUUGAUGACAGUUUUCUGCCUUCUCAUUUCACCGUGCAAUUUUCUGCAGGUUUUGUUCUUCAUGAGUUGUUACGGAGGACAUUUUGGAACUAUGUCAUCAUUGCUGUUUCCGAUUUGCACGCAAAAUAACUGCACCGUAAUCGAAUCUGCUCAACUUUGCGAGAAAAAGUUAGAAGUUUUCCACAACUUCUUGAAAUUUGACGUCAUUAAACGACACGGAUUACCCAACGACUAUCCUUUCUCGGGAAAUUACGACCUUCUUUUCAGCUUUUGUCCCCGACUUCUUGAAGGAUACGAAUUUUCUUACAACGUUUUGAAAGAAAUUUUAGAGAAAGAUCGCGAAAAAUUUGAUAUUUUGGUGGUCGAUCAAGUUAUAUUCCCCUCGACCCUAGUGGCCGCGGAGCUAUUUGACGUCCCGGUUGUCGUGGAGAGCGUCGCCGUUCCGGGCGCAGUUGAAUGUAUUCAAGACAAAAUCGAGAUGUCUAUCUACGAAAUUGUGGCAUUGAAACCUUUUUUCACCAAAUGUUGGAAUUGGAUAGACCAGAAAAGGUCAGAAAACGAUCUUCCGAAGCUUGAUUUUCAAGGUAAUUUUGUAAUUAAUGAGUACGCUAGUCGUUUUCCGAUGUUAGUUCCGACGUCGCCUUUGGUCUACCCGAAACCUCAUCCGAGUGCUGAGUACAUUUAUUUUGGCGGACUAAGGGACAAAAACUUCAGUAACGUUCCCCUCGAGUCCGACCUUGAAAACUGGAUUCGACAAAGCGCUGGAGACAUUGUAUACGUUUCCUUGGGAACUCACGCGGUUUUGAACGAGCAAUCAGUCAAAAGUUUCCUGCAAAAAAUAGAAAAUCAAAACAGUUUCCGAGUUAUUUGGGCUAUGAGUCAAACUUUGAAAUUAGUCGCUGAAAAUGCGAGUAAAAAGAUGUCUGAUAAAGUUUUCAUUAGUGGUUAUUUGCCUCAAUAUUCGCUUCUUGCCGAAGAAAAAGUGAAGGUUUUCGUUUCUCAUUGCGGUCUUGGCUCUUUGGUCGACUUUAUCAAACGAAGAAAACCUGCGGUUUGCGUCCCGCAGUUUGGCGACCAAUUUCCGAACGCGGUUAUUGUAGAAAACCUAAAAAUUGGCCUCGAUAUUAGAAACUUCAAUUUCGACCAAAUUGAGAACGCAAUUCAAAAAAUCCAAAAAAAUUAUCAAAAUUUUGUCACAAACUUGACGGAAAUUGAAAAAGAGUUUGCUCAAUUUGAAGAUUACAACGCAAUUAAUGAAUUUGUGCAUAAAAUCGCAAGUAGAGGAAAAACUACAGUUCAGUAUAAACUGAAAUACCAAAUCAACGCCAAAAGAGUUCACGUGACAUGGAAAGUUAUCACGAUUCUUUCCUGUUCUUCUCUCUUAUGUUUUAUGCUGUUCGUAGUCAAUUUCAUUUCUAGACUUAUGGCUCCCAAUGAUGAGAAAAAGAAGAAACAUUGAAUUGCCAGAUUUUGAAAAAAAACGAACUAACUUGUUCCAAAUAGGAGAAAAUUCAUUCAAACACAGAAAAAUAAAAAGGAAAAUUUACAUGUUUUCAGUUGUCCUGUUCUGACAUAAUUUCAAGUUCUGUAUACUUAUUUUUUAGCAAAAUAUUUCAGUUUUUCAAAUAAUUUCAAACUGAUGUUAUGUAAUUUGGGCCAAAAACGGUCGAAUAGUCAAAAUUGCUCAAACUUGGUCCCAAUAAUCACCGUACAAUUUAUUAUUUCCUAG